Messenger RNA from Sardina pilchardus (European sardine), 1585 nucleotides. RefSeq names its product adrenoceptor alpha 2C (gene adra2c). The record is from RefSeq and is a predicted model, not a curated record. Gene Ontology annotation, cellular component: plasma membrane. NCBI's taxonomy places the organism in Eukaryota, Metazoa, Chordata, Actinopteri, Clupeiformes, Clupeidae. The coding region runs from base 15 to 1355 and encodes 446 amino acids. Gene Ontology annotation, molecular function: epinephrine binding; alpha2-adrenergic receptor activity. The transcript has a single exon. Gene Ontology annotation, biological process: regulation of vasoconstriction; adenylate cyclase-activating adrenergic receptor signaling pathway; regulation of smooth muscle contraction.
AUAUACCAUUCGAGAUGGAUUUUCUAAAUUUAUCCAGUGAUGCGGAAAAUGCAUCCAUAACCAGUUCCAAUUCCACAAGAAGCCAGUACUCCUUGGCCACUAUCUACGGGCUUACGGGAUUAGUGGGCUUUCUCAUAUUGUUUACAAUUGUCGGAAACGUUUUGGUGGUAAUCGCUGUGCUAACAAGCAGGGCGCUCAAACCUCCCCAGAACCUUUUCCUGGUGUCUCUGGCCAGUGCAGACAUUCUGGUGGCAACAUUAAUCAUACCAUUCUCAUUAGCCAACGAACUUAUGGGCUAUUGGUUUUUCGGAAAAGUUUGGUGUGACAUUUAUCUGGCACUAGACGUCCUCUUCUGCACCUCCUCAAUUGUCCACUUGUGUGCCAUCAGCCUGGAUCGCUACUGGUCCGUCACACAGGCGGUGGAGUACAACCUCAAACGGACGCCCCAAAGGGUCAAGGCUAUGAUUGUGGUGGUGUGGCUGAUCUCUGCUGUGAUCUCUUUCCCGCCUCUCAUCUCCAUGGACCGCGACGACAGCAGUGGGGAUGCCCUGGCACCCACGUGCCAGCUGAACGACGUGACGUGGUACAUACUGUACUCCAGCAUCGGCUCCUUCUUCGCGCCCUGCGUCAUCAUGAUCCUGGUCUACAUCCGCAUCUACCAGGUGGCCAAGAAGCGGAGCCGGAGCAUGUCGGAGAAGCGGCAGGAGGCCGAGGGGGAGAAGGGCGGAGGAGGCGACGGGGCCGAGCUGGAGAACGGCAUGGGCCAGCGCAACCUGUGUCGGGGCAACAGCACGGACAAGGAGAACGGCCACUGCGCCUCCCCGAAACCCACCGACGACGACCUGGACUUGGACCUGGAGGACAGCAGCUCGUCUGACGAGAAGAGCAAAAAGCCACACCACCACCACCACCACCACCACUCCAACAAACAGAACCCCGAGCUGCCCUGCAAGAAGGAGGCGAGAGCCAGCCGCAAGGACAGCUCCAGCUCCAAGCAGUCCAGCCGCAAGUCCAGGGCCAGCGGCAAGUCCCUGGACCUGUUCUCCUCGCGGAGGAAGCGACGGAGCACCGUCUCCAAGAAGAAGAUCUCCCAGGCCCGGGAGAAGCGCUUCACCUUCGUCCUGGCCGUGGUCAUGGGCGUGUUCGUGGUCUGCUGGUUCCCCUUCUUCUUCAGCUACAGCCUGUACGGCAUCUGCCGAGAGCCCUGCGCCAUCCCCGAGACCCUCUUCAAGUUCUUCUUCUGGAUCGGCUACUGCAACAGCUCCGCGAACCCGGUGAUCUACACCAUCUUCAACCAGGACUUCCGCCGGGCCUUCCAGAAGAUUCUGUGCAAGUCCUGGAAGAGGUCGUUCUGAGUCGUAAAGGAGAAUUUAUGGAGCCCGUUGCCUCUAAUGCGAUCAUGCCCAGUGCACAGUGCUUGAUCAGAUGAUAUGGGCCAAGACAGACGGUGUCCGGUGGAUGGGUCCUGUUCAGCUAAUGUGUUUGGCUUCCCUCCGUAGGCCUUGACAAUCUCCAUGUGACUGAUGUACACCGUGUGUGUGUGUGUGUGUGUGUGUGUGUGUGUGUGUGUGUGUGUGUGUGUGUG